CUAGCAACUCCUGAAAUUUUAGAAAGCAGCCGAGUAUUGAAAUUUCAGAAAGCAGCCGAGUAUUGAGAAUGGCUGAAAGUCCAGUGAUCUAUCUGCUCAGCAAGCUUGCCAGCUUUUUUGAGAAUGAGAUCCAAGAUAUGAGAGAGAGCCGUGAAGAAAUGAUUACGCUGAGAGGUGAAUUCGAGCGCAUCAAGGCCUUCCUGAGAGUUGCAGAUUCCCUGGAAGAGGGCGAUGGGGAAGUCAAAAUAUGGAUUAAGCAAAUAAGAGAAGUCACAUACGAUGCUGAGGAUGCUCUUGAUGAAUUCAAACUGCUCCUGGCGCACAAUCAUGAGGGGUGCGGUCUUCUUUACAAGAUCCCUUGCUGUGUCAGGAACAUGAAAGCUCGAUAUCAGUUGACUGCUGCAGUCAAAAGCAUCAGCUCCAAAAUGAAAGCCAUCUGUGAAGGCCAUCAGAGACUGUACGAAAAACUAAACAGAGCCCAGCAAGGUUCAAGCUCUGCCUGUGAAGACAGCAUGUGGCAAGAUCACCGAGCAGACGCAGUCUUAGUAGAGAAAACUGGUCUGGUGGGCAUUGAAGAGCCCAAAGAGAAGCUUACUCAGUGGCUCGUUGGUGGCGAUUCGGAGCAGGAGGUCAUUUCGGUGGUUGGAAUGGGAGGGUUGGGGAAGACGACUCUGGCAAAGCAAGUUUUUGAUGAUCCUGUGGUGAAGAAGCACUUUCCUGUAUGCGCUUGGGUCACACUUUCUCCGUCUUCGAAGACUGAAGAGCUCCUGAUGGACAUGCUUCAACAAAUUGUCAGUAGCCUCAUGGAGCCGGUUCCAAGUGGAACAGACACCAUGAACAUUAAUUGGCUGAAAAGGACGAUCAAGAGCUUGCUACAGGGAAGAAAGUCAAGGUACCUGAUUGUUCUUGAUGAUGUCUGGCACAUGAACAGAUGGGAUGCUGUUAAGUAUGCAUUGCCUAACAAUAACCUCGGAAGCCGGAUAAUGAUCACAACCCGGAACAGUGACCUGGCCUUGGCAUCCUGCACUGAAUUGAAUGGGAAGGUCUAUGAAAUGCAGCCAUUGCCGGUUGAACAAUCAUGGGAGCUUUUCUGCAGGAAGAUUUUCAAGAAAAGCUCAUGCCCCUCCCAACUGGAGGAGAUCUGUACGGACAUUUUAAAGAAGUGCGAGGGCCUGCCUCUAGCAAUUGUGGCCAUAAGUCGCGUCCUGGCUACAAAAGACCGGCGGAGAAUAAAUGAAUGGGAUUUGGUCCGCCGUUGUCUUCGUUCAGAAAUUGAUGGCAAUGACAAACUCAAAAACAUGAAGAAGGUACUUUCACUCAGCUUUAAUGACUUGCCUUACUACCUAAAGUCCUGUUUAUUACAGAUAUCUGUAUUCCCGGAGGGUCAUGUAAUUGAGCGCAUGAGGCUAAUUAGACACUGGGUAACAGAAGGUUUUGUUGAAAUGAAAGAUGCUAAGACCAUGGAAGAAGUUGCAGAUGAUUACCUCAAUGAGCUUGUAAAUAGGAGUCUUAUCCAAGUGGUGGAGAUAGACAGCGAAGGGAGGAUAAAGUCAUGCCGAAUCCAUGGCCUUUUGCUGAAGAUCAUCAAUUUAAAGUCGAGAGAUCAGAACUUUGCAACUAUACUGGACAAACAAAGUUCAAUGUGGCCAGAUAGAAUUCGUCGCUGCUCAGUUCACAAUGAGUUUCGGUUCGGACAGCAGAACAUGUUGCUUUCCCAUCUCAGGUCCUUGUACAUGUUUGGGGAAGACAAAUGUUCCCUAUAUAGAAUUCUCUCUGGUGAUCUUAAACUUCUUAGUGUUUUGGACUUGCAAAAUGCUCCUUUAAGGAGGUUCCCAGCGCAAGUGGUAGACAUGCGUUCUCUAAAGUUUUUGAGUUUGAGGAAUACUCAAAUUCAAACUGUUCCAACGUCCAUAGGAAGGCUCCAGAACUUAGAGACUCUAGACGUCAAACACACUCGUGUCACUUCAUUGCCUAUAGAGAUAAUGAAGCUACAACACCUUUGCCAUCUCCUUGUAUAUCGUUAUCAUACUGUAGCCUACGUGCUUUACAAAUAUGGCUUCAGCACCACAGCACAAAUUGGAGCUCUUCAAUCUCUACAAAAGCUUUGGCCAAUUUAG
Molecule: messenger RNA, 2117 nt
Organism: Eucalyptus grandis
Lineage: Eukaryota; Viridiplantae; Streptophyta; Magnoliopsida; Myrtales; Myrtaceae
Product: disease resistance protein RPM1-like
Exons: 2
Coding region: 69-2117 (682 amino acids)
Biological process (GO): defense response to other organism
Molecular function (GO): ADP binding
Source: RefSeq, a predicted model, not a curated record